CAUCGCUGAGGCCAUGCUGACCUGCAAACACAGAACGAGAGAUGAAGAUUCCUAUCAGAAAUUCAUUCCCUUCAUUGGGGUGGUGAAAGUGGGUUUGAUUGAGCCUGGCCAAUCAGCAGCAGGCGACUCUGAAGAGGGCGUGGCUGUGAGUUUAGCCGUCCCCUCCACGUCUCCGCCCUCUCACGGCUCACUCGGCGGGCUGAAGGAGACGGCCACGCCCCCCUCGUCUCCGUCCAUGGGCGGCGGGUUGGCUGUGCAGGGGUGAGUGAGUGAUGGAUCGCGCUCGGCUCAUGCUCACGUCUGGAUUGUUGAGGAAAUGUCUACCGUCACAAGGUUUCCC
Messenger RNA from Sinocyclocheilus rhinocerous, 340 nucleotides. RefSeq names its product phosphofurin acidic cluster sorting protein 1-like. Bases 14 to 265 code for a protein of 83 amino acids. Lineage: Eukaryota; Metazoa; Chordata; Actinopteri; Cypriniformes; Cyprinidae. The record is from RefSeq and is a predicted model, not a curated record. Gene Ontology annotation, biological process: protein localization to plasma membrane. The transcript has 4 exons. Gene Ontology annotation, molecular function: transmembrane transporter binding.